AUACGUGCGUGCGUGCCGUGAGCUCGCCCGGCACCGCGGCCUCGCCCUCCGCCCCUGUGCCCCGCCACCCAGGCCGCCGCCCCCCGCCCGCGCCGCCGCCCCCGACGGGGAGGACCAUGGCGAAGGUGGAGCAGGUCCUGAGUCUCGAGCCACAGCACGAGCUCAAGUUCCGAGGUCCCUUCACUGAUGUUGUCACUACCAACCUAAAGCUGGGCAACCCGACAGACCGGAACGUGUGUUUCAAAGUGAAGACCACAGCGCCGCGCAGGUACUGCGUGCGGCCCAACAGUGGGGUCAUUGAUGCCGGGGCCUCUCUCAAUGUGUCUGUGAUGUUACAGCCUUUCGAUUAUGACCCCAAUGAGAAAAGUAAACACAAGUUUAUGGUUCAGUCUAUGUUUGCUCCGCCCGACACUUCCGAUAUGGAGGCAGUAUGGAAGGAGGCAAAACCGGAAGACCUUAUGGAUUCAAAACUUAGAUGUGUGUUUGAAUUGCCAGCAGAAAACGCUAAACCACAUGAUGUAGAAAUAAAUAAAAUUAUGCCUACAAGUGCAUCCAAGACAGAAGCACCGGUGGCCGCCAAGCCCCUCACAUCGCCCCUUGAUGACGCGGAAGUAAAGAAGGUGAUGGAAGAGUGCAGGCGGCUGCAGGGGGAGGUGCAGAGGCUUCGGGAGGAGAGCAGGCAGCUCAAGGAAGAAGACGGGCUUCGGGCGAGGAAGGCACUGCCGAGCAACAGCCCCAUGGCGGCUCUGGCUGCCAGCGGGAAGGAGGAGGGCCUCAGCGCGCGGCUGCUGGCUCUGGUGGUGCUGUUCUUUAUUGUUGGGGUCAUUAUAGGGAAGAUCGCCUUGUAGAGGCCGCAUGCAGAGGACGGCAGACUGGAUGGACGGAUCUACCACACCAUGGGAUUUAAAUUUAUCAUAACCAUGCGUAAACAGAAAUUAAUGUAUGACGGCAUCUCACAGGUCUUGCCUUUAAAUAUCCCUCCCCAUGCACACACAAAUGCACACAAAUAUAGCAUAAUAUAACGAUCUUUUAGAGAGUUGAAGAUGUGUAGGAAAUGGAUGGGGAAGGACGGUCUAUUGCUGAAGGACGGACAGACGGAUGGACGCCAUGAUUAGCCUUAGUGGCAUCUUGUAGCUUGUCACGUCAUUCGGGUAGGCCUGGGCACAUGUUGCUAGAUCACCUCUCUUAAAGCAAGAAGCUCUUCCUCACAUGCUGGGGCUGGCCCAUGGGAGCGGGGUCCUUCAAGGUGGGGUGUGCUGUCUUUUCUUACCCAGGUAGCUUCCCCAGGCCUGCUCUUUGUCCAGGCACCGAGAUCUCCUCAGGCCUACAGAGCUGCAAGAGCCAAAGUGCAUUGCACAGCGGCCACGUCUGUACCCUGUAGGUCGUGUGGGAGAGACAUGAGUAGAGCGAUGGAUCCAGCAUGGGGAAAUCAAAGUCUGUGCUCUGUUCUCUUGAAGGGACCAAGCUAAAUUACUGUUGGUUCGAGUCGUGAGACCAAGCUGUUAUCAGUGAUGGGUGAUGCGUAUUUAGCCUAUUUCAUGAAUUUCAUCUCGUGUUUCUGCUGCCACCAGAGCACAGGCAGUGAGUGCUGCAGCCUGUCAGUCACCUGUGCUACAGACCACCAGUGAGGAGCCACUGCUGCCAUGGGCUCUGUGGCUCUCAGGUCUGGAGCUCUGAGGGGUGGGGAGGUUCUGAGUCAGGAAGUGUCCUGUUGUAGGUCAGUAGCAGCUGUCCUGAGGAGGGACGGACAUUCUUUGUGAUGACAGUCAGCUCUGGACUACCCAGCCUUCUAGGCUGUUUUUCCCCUCUCUCCCCUGUCACUCAUCCUUCUAGAACACAGGCCAGGUCUGACCUGCCUGCCUCAGGAUGAAUGAGUCAGGCAGCGGAGGGUGAAGGGCAUAGAGGGGGUAGGGUGGGGGUGGGGGAACCCCUCAGCAAAUCCAUCUGCUGGUGAUGAAGAGUCUUGACUGUGAAUUAAUUUCAUGCCAUAAAAGACCGAUCCAGUUCUGCUCAACUAUGUAGCAUCUUAAAGGAAGAGAUUAAAAUAAAGCCCCAAAUUAAGAGUCCCUUUGUCGUUUUGUCGAAUUUGCCGUGUGUGGGGUUACUAUCAGUCAUCAUUAGCGCGCAAUGGAAGGCUGAUUUCAAAAUGAGCUCUAUCAGCGGCAAACACAUGUGUAAUGAUUUGACUCUGCACACAUCUGUGUGCACGCGCACACACACAUAUAUUACUAUUACUUUUAUCAUUAUAUUUUUGGUUGGCCUCCGCUUAACAGCAGGAGCCAUCUCAGGCUGGCUACCCUUCCCCUUCCGUGACCUUGGCGUGACCUUCGGUGACAGGCCUGGGUCUGUGAGGACAAACACAUCUUAAGGAAGACCGGCCUCGACACCAGGGCCCACAUUGCUGCUGUGCCUGAGUAGCCAGCUGGGACCGGAGACCGCUGAGGUGGCGCUGGGCGGUAAGCAGCCCUGGUCUGCCCUGGUUAGUGAGUUUCCAGAUCCUUCCCAUGCACCUGAGGAAGACGAUGCACGGCUGAACAGAGAGCUCCGAGCUGUUACCUUGCUUGCCUUGGUGGCCGAGGUUCAGCAGUCUAAGGUGCUGACAAUGAUCCCUGCUGCUCUCGAGAACAGAGUCACUCAGGGCCUCUAACAGGACCUGAGGUGUCAACCAGCUCUAUGACCCAGGAGCCAGGGUCUGCAAGUGUUCUUAAGGGAUGGCUCUGUGUGCCAGGAAAGCUCUUGAGAAGCAUAGCCAGCUGCCGAGAUUAAAGCGUGUCUGGAAGCUGCCGUGGCUAGGGCCAUGGAAGGUGAUUGUGUGUCCGACGUCAGAAUGCUCUCCGUGGGCCAGAGGUUGUAGACAUACCUGCUGUAGCAGCAACAACAAAACCUCGAGAUACAAAGGUACCUUCCUUUGGCCCUCAGGAGCCCUUCCUCGGAGGGAUGAUGGUCCAAGUGUGGUAGUUGUUGGGGCUUCUUGACCAAGGGGACAGUGGGAACUCUAGGGAGAUUAGCAAGGCAGAGUGGGUAAUUCUCCGAGUUACCCCGUCACUAAAGAAUGCUGGAAGAGAGGUGUCGGCAAGAAGAGUAUUUACACGUGGGCCUCUCAAGAGAGCCGUGCAUAUUUGGGGGGUCCUUUCUGAAAAUUUCAGAGCAGAAAAACCUGAGUAAGGUACAGAGAAGGUGAACGUUACUCUUUGCCCCACAAGUCUGCUGUCUCCAGAGAGGACAGAGUCAGGAGUUCUGGAAGGCAUGAAGCUAAGAGCUAGCAGGACAGCAGCCACGAAGCAGCCGGGCAGGUCCUUCAUGGUCACAGGGCCUGCUGCUGCUCCUCCCCGUUGGGUGUCCUGGUGUUGGAAGCCCCUGCUACAGUGCUCACAGGGACACAGUGGCAGAGUCCCACCAACUAUUGAUUCAAUUUCCAAGCCGAUAGUUUAAGCCCGGAAAGAGACAGAGCGCCUCUGAGAGCGAGUGAGCACUAUUAUCCGUUCGCGCGAGGCCCGGCUUUAAUUUUCUUCUCCUCCUACUUUGCAUGUUUUCCCUCUCUGGUCUUUUAAACUGCUGGCACCAGCAGUAAUAAAUACUGAUAAAAUCAAAAUUGAUUUUUACCAGUGGACAGUUUAUGCCUAGAGAGAUGGCUUAUACCUACAUAACACAGACGGGGGGUGGGGGGGAUGAGGAGCCUCCAGUGAGCCGUGAAAAGCUAACUGCUUUCAAACAGAUCCUGGGAACAGCAUGGCUGUGUGAAGAUAGCAGGACCCAGCCUGCAGGCUGUGUUGAGUCAGACAGAACUGAGUGCAGCCAGAGCUAAAAGCCCUUCAGAUUAAUUUGAAAACAAAGCCCUGUGUGUGCAUGUGUGUGUUUGUGUGUAGCAUAUGUGCCGUGUGUAGGCAGCUUGACAGUUCCCGAACGGUGCCUGUAUCUUUUCUUUGCACACAGAUCUUGGUGUUUUCAAACUCAAGAGUCCAUGCCAAAAUGCAGUGUCAUUUGUCAUUUUUUUAUGCUCCUCAAGAUGAACUGGCCUGAGUGCAAGUUUCUAGUUACGGUUUGCAAAACCCUUUUUCUAAGGGAGAGACGGGGACACGGGACAGUUGGUUCUGUGACCUGGUCAUUCUGUAUACCUGGGUGGCACCCCCAGGCCUUCCGCAGUGUAGAGGUUCAUGAUCCCCUUGUGGCAGCUGUGUCUCCUUGGACCCUGCCUACUGUGACGGGGGUGGGGGUGGGUGGUGUGAUCAAAAACGUUGUGAGUAACCGGAAGGCAGGCACCAGACUUGUCCUGAUUACACUUGGCCUUGUUUGCUGUUCUGAGAAUGAAUGCUUCUCAGAGCCAAGCAGAAAUGCAAUUGUGUUUAAAAUCCCUCUGCAGAGCGUAGAUGGAUGGGUGCCAUUUGCAGCAUGGGGAGGUCCUGCUAUCACUCUCUGGGAUCACGACCCAAUGGCUCCCUUGGGGUUCCCUGGCCUGAUUGUACAGGGAGAAGGCCUUUUCCCUUUGUCAGCACCACCCUGGCUGCAGAGCACCUCACAGAAACCUCACAGUAGACUCUGCGCUGUACAUGGGGAUAAAAAAGGCCCCACUGCGUUAAGGUGCGCAACCUUUUAGUCGUGAACUAAAUCAGCCCUAGCCUGUGUGUACACGCUAAAGCACUGCUUGUUGGAGAUCUGCAAAUCAAUGGAGGGAACAAGGUGGAGGGAAGCAUUUGCUCUAGGCACCUCAGCUCACCAGCUGAACUGUCUGCCACCCCGAUCCAGCUGGUGUCUCUAGGCUGAGCCAGUAGAGUUGGGACUCUGGUGUGGCCCUGAACACAUCCCACAUGAUGAGUGCAUAUGGCCGUUUCCAUUUCGCUCACUGCCCAUGUGCCUGGGGAAUUAUGGGAGCUUUAGAAAGAAAAUUACCACUGCGUCUCAAUGAGGUGAGGCUGCUGUGUCUGGAGGCUCCUCAUAACUUGUAAAUUAAAUGUGAAUGAGAGAAGUUCAUUAAAAUUGGCAUUAUAGAAGUGGCCUAUUGAGGUUUGAAAGCAGCUGAGCUCAUGGUGUCUGGGCUCUCUCUAAACCUGUGGAGAAAUGCAUGAACAAAUGACAGGCAGUGGUCACAGGAGCGUAGGGUUCAGGCAGCUUGAGUGCUGUGAGUGGAUUGCUGCCCGGCUCCCAGCCCUCCGGGGGCAUAGAGGGGAGUCACUGCUCAAUGCAUGAGGCUCAGCCACUGAGAAUAUUUGUUAUUUGGGGUAUACAAGGGAGCCAAACCCCUAAGGGAAGGGACUAGUGCCAUUUCCACAGCAUCGUGGAUGUUGUUUUCAUUUAUUCCCGGUAUACAGGUAUGUGUAAAAAUCUCAAAGGCACAGCACACACAAACAUCUGUGUAUUAUGGUUCAGAGAGAUACCGGGAAGGUGGAGGAGAGGUGGUUUCAGUGAAUACAAUAAUUACCUUCAUUUUUUUCCUUAAUGGAAUUAAUGUAUUAGAAGAUGUAUGCAUCUCCUCUACAGAGAAGGAAGGAAAACUAACAGUAAAAACAUAGCUAUUAUCCACCUCACCACAAAUAUUUGCAGUUACGGAAUGUUGCCACAGUGUGAAUUCCACUGAUGAAAAGAUGUUGCUGGGGAGGAGAGAGGCUGCUGGCGCUGAGCCCUGCCACUGCCGCAUAAAUGCUGCUGUUUAUUUUGAACCAGGAAACGUUGAUCCUGUAACAAUGCCCCAUUACAGUUGCUGUAUUGCAGUGAGGGGCUGAUGCAGGUUUAAUCAUCUCGCUAAUGGAUGUGGGUGCAGGAUGGAUGCUCUGCCCUGCUUUCCCCACCUGCAUCCUGAUGAGCCUCAGUAGCCGGCAGGGCCAUUGCACAGUGGAGCAGCUGCAGCUGCAGUUCCAUCUCCCUGAUGCUCAAAAGCCAUGUCUGGCCAAAGUAAAACAGAUUAUCUGUUCUUUUCUGUCUCCCUUCAGAAGACACCAACUAUGGGAGACAAAUCAGAUCUUUUAACACAAUCUCAUUAAGGCUCCAUGCUAACAAGAGUGCAGAGCUUACCUGACUUACAGACGUGAUGAAUUAGCAUGCACACUGCACACAUCAACUCACCAGCUCUCCCUGUAACAUGGAAAGGCCUCCAUCUUUUUAAUGGAUGAGCUGCCUGCAUUCCCAUCUGUUUGCUUCUUAGAAGUAAACUAAAUUCAGCGGCCAGCCAUCUAGUGCAGCAUUUAUUUAAAAGAUACAGAAAUACUGUUUCCCACUGGGUCUCUUACAUGGCCUCAAAGGUCAGAAUUUAUUGUCUGUGAUAGUGAAACCAUGUAUACAAAACUCCCUUCUGUUCAUGAUCCAUGUAGCAGACGUUCCUAAAGCACAGUCUCUAAGCAUUUUCCUUACGGGCGGGGUGCUCAAAGAAUAAUCAGCAGGAGUCAUUUAGCGAUUGUGUGUUUCACUGGUAAGUGGUCUAAGUUGAAUGCAAAAUGCAUUGGGCCUCUUUUUUUUUUGUGGCUGGUGUUGCUUUUGUUUAUUCUGUUUUGGUUUUUAAAUAAAAUAUAUGAACUGCUGGCAUUUGGAACAUCCCAUAAUAAUUGCAAGAUAAUGUUCCUGUCACUGCCCCCUCUUCAUUGGAGGAGAGACACUAGCUCAGUAAUUCAUGUCGUCCUGUCCGGUUUUACAUCCUUUCUCAUCUCCAACCUGUGACUGUGCAUGUCAAUUCUGACCUCAGUCUCCAUCAACAUUAUAGGGACUGGGUAUUUUAAAGGAUGUUUUAGAAUGCCGUUCUUUCCUGAUCUCUCCUUUAUGCUUUUAAGCUAUAUUUCCUGUUCUGAUGUGGGACUCGUUCACAGAAUCAGGGCAGGAAAGGACUCUUCCUCAUUGUGUACUUCGGUUUCUGAUGUGUGAUAAAUCCAUGGUUUUAUGGCUGACCUUACACUUCCCAGAGGGAAGGAGACAGAUUUCUAGUGUCCAGACCAAGAGAGCUAUUCACCCAGAGUUCUCACAUGCUGUGUACUGGUCUGAUGAAACCUGCCCUGUGGCGUAAACUUUCGUAUGAGCUGUCUCCAUGUAAUAUUCAAUAAAUUGUGUGCUCUGAAUAUAUAUAAAUGA
Molecule: messenger RNA, 7050 nt
Organism: Rattus norvegicus (Norway rat)
Lineage: Eukaryota; Metazoa; Chordata; Mammalia; Rodentia; Muridae
Gene: Vapb
Product: VAMP associated protein B and C
Exons: 6
Coding region: 117-848 (243 amino acids)
Biological process (GO): cholesterol transport; IRE1-mediated unfolded protein response; phospholipid transfer to membrane
Cellular component (GO): endoplasmic reticulum; endoplasmic reticulum-trans-Golgi network membrane contact site; cytoplasm
Molecular function (GO): protein-membrane adaptor activity; protein heterodimerization activity; FFAT motif binding
Source: RefSeq, marked validated